Molecule: messenger RNA, 2402 nt
Organism: Megalobrama amblycephala (Wuchang bream)
Lineage: Eukaryota; Metazoa; Chordata; Actinopteri; Cypriniformes; Xenocyprididae
Exons: 4
Coding region: 109-975 (288 amino acids)
Source: RefSeq, a predicted model, not a curated record
AUUUGUAUUUUUGAAGUAAAAAAAGAAAAGGUUUUCCAAUAAUUACUCCUCCCGUUUCUGAGAAGCAAGAAAAUGUGAAACGGCUCCACGGAGGCUAUUGUUGCAGACAUGCUGAAAACUAAGGAUAUUGUUUGUUUGUUUGCAGUGUUUGCAUUCAUCGUUCACGGUGAUGCAGGAGUGGAGUUUGUGCCAGUGAAGGAGGGAGAUUCAGUCACUCUAAACUCUGAUCUUACUGAAAUGAAGGAUGAUGAUGUGAUUCAGUGGUGGUUUGAAAAUAGAAACACUUUAAUAGCUGAAAUCAAUGAAUCGUCCGACAGAUUCACUGUAUAUGAUGAUGUUCUUGAUGGGAGAUUCAGAGACAGACUGAAACUGGACAAUCAAACUGGAUCUCUGACCAUCACAAACACCAGAACUGAACAUGAAGGAUAUUAUAGACUACUGAUCAACAGUGUGAGAAAGAGUUUCUAUCUCACUUUUAUUGAUCAAAUAUCAGUGACGGAGGGAGAUUCAGUCACUCUAGACUCCGAUCUUACUGAAAUAAAUGAUGAUCGGAUUCAGUGGAUGUUUGGAAACACUUUAAUAGCUGAUGGCAAUAAACUGGCCGACAGCAUCACUGUAUAUGAUGAUGUUCUUGAUGGAAGAUUCAAAGACAGACUGAAGCUGGACAAUCAAACUGGAUCUCUGACCAUCACAAACAUCACAACUGAACAUGCUGGACAUUACAAACGAUUGAUAGGACCAUCGCCAUUAUUAAAAAUGUUCAGUGUUUCUGUCUAUGGUGAUGCAGGAGUGAAGUUUGUGCCAGUGAAGGAGGGAGAUUCAGUCACUCUAAACUCUGAUCUUACUGAAAUGAAGGAUGAUGAUGUGAUUCAGUGGUGGUUUGAAAAUAGAAACACUUUAAUAGCUGAAAUCAAUGAAUCGUCCGACAGAUUCACUGUAUAUGAUGAUGUUCUUGAUGGGAGAUUGUUAAAUUAACUCUCCUGGGAGUAUAUGUGCGACCACACUCAAAAGGGUUAAAGUGUAAAAGUAAGAGUGAUAAAGUUAAUGUGAUAAUUAUGUGAUUAAUUGUGUGAUGAUUGACCAUUAUUGAAAACACCUGAUGAUAACAAGCAGAAUAAAAACACACUAAUCACAAUGAUGGUGACUUAAAAAUUGUGAUUUUCUCCUUUGGUGAUUCUGCUUGUUAUCAUCAGGUGUCUUCAAUAAUGCUCAAUCAUCACUCAAUUAAUUUCUCAUUAACUUUAUCACUGCUUCAGUGUUCAUUUAACACUCUUAUUUGUACACUUUAACACUCUUGAGUGUGGUCACAUGUACUCCCAGGAGAGUUUAACACUGAAAUCAGCUGGCUGAGUUCAUGUGUGGAAUAAACAUAUGGCAGGACUUUUACUUUCUGACCACGAGACUUUACACCUCUGCUACAUGCGCAUUUUUAAUUGAUUAAUAAUAUUAUAGUUUGAGAUAAUAUAUUACAAUGUUAGACCUUGCUGUAGAAAAAUGGCAGAAUUCUGACAGUAAUAAACAAUUUUCCAUUAAAACAGUAAUAUACUGUAGAAAACACUGUAUUCUGGGUAAUAUUUGUCAUUUUCGAGAAAAUAGCCUACAGGAAUAUACUGUGAGUUAACAUCGCUCAAAGUCGACACUCAGAGGCUGUGUUCAAAUCACACCCCUCAUUCACUAUUCCCUACAUUAGUUCACUAAUAUAGUCCACUUGACAGAGUGAAUGAAAAGAAGUGAGUGAAUUCAGACACUGAUGAACACCUGAUUAGCAGAAUCACUGAAGAACAGAGAAACAAGACCAGAAAAAAGAGAAGAGACGAGCAGAAACACAAGAACUACAACUGACUUCAGCCACACUGAGUGUGAAACCAGUUCACAAACCAGUUUGACAUUAUUUCUUUCAUACAUGUACAGAAGUUCUUGUUGAGAAUUAAAGGUGCCCUAGAACCCCUUUUCAAAAGAUGUAAUAUAAGUCUAAGGUGUCCCCUGAAUGUGUCUGUGAAGUUUCAGCUCAAAAUACCCCAUAGAUUUUUUUUUUUAGCCAUAAUUAUGUAUUCACCGAUUCAGCACGCGGCCCCUUUAAAUCUCUCGCUCCCCCACUCUCGACUGCCUUAACCAGCAUAAACAAAGUUCACACAGCUAAUAUAACCCUUUAAAUGGAUCUUUACAAAAUGUUCAUCAUUCAUGCUGCAUGCAUGCAUGCGUCGGAUAAUGUGAGUAUAGUAUUUAUUUGGAUGUUUACAUUUGAUUCCGAAUGAGUUUAAUAGUAUUCUCCAUGGCUAACAGGCUAAAGUUAACAUUACACACUGUUGGAGAGAUUUAUAAAGAGUGAAGUUGUGUUUAUGCAUUAUACAGACUGCAAAUGUUUAAAAAUGAAAAUAACGAUGGCUCUCGUCUCCGUGAAU